Plodia interpunctella (Indianmeal moth) is the source of this 2150-nucleotide messenger RNA. Its product is annotated as sorbitol dehydrogenase-like. The coding region runs from base 104 to 1180 and encodes 358 amino acids. Gene Ontology annotation, biological process: D-sorbitol catabolic process. The transcript is spliced from 8 exons. Lineage: Eukaryota; Metazoa; Arthropoda; Insecta; Lepidoptera; Pyralidae. Gene Ontology annotation, molecular function: zinc ion binding; L-iditol 2-dehydrogenase (NAD+) activity. The record is from RefSeq and is a predicted model, not a curated record.
UAUAGCAUCGUACGAGUAGCCGGCUCUCCAUUAAGCUCACGAGACUGACGAGCCGCUGAAUGAAACAGUUGGAUCCAAUCGUUCCAGUGAGACGCACGGCACCAUGGCACAAGAUAACCUCUCGGCUCUUCUCGUCAAACCUAAAGAUUUGAGAUUGGUGCAGACCCCCAUACCCGAAAUACAAGAAGACGAGGUGCUCCUGCGCAUGGAUAGCGUGGGGAUCUGCGGCUCGGACGUGCACUACUGGCAGAGCGGCGCGUGCGGACACUUCGUACUCAAGGAGCCCAUGAUCAUGGGCCACGAGGCCGCUGGCGUCGUCGCUAAGACUGGUUCCAAAGUAAAACACCUGAAGGUCGGCGACCGUGUAGCCAUCGAGCCGGGCGUGCCGUGUCGCUACUGCGACUUCUGCAAGACGGGCCGCUACAACCUGUGUCCUGACAUGGUGUUCUGCGCCACCCCGCCCGUCCACGGCAACCUCUGCCGAUACUACAAGCAGGCCGGCGACUUCUGCUACAAACUGCCCGACCACGUGUCCAUGGAAGAAGGCGCCAUGUUGGAGCCCCUCGCAGUGGGCGUGCACGCGUGUCGCCGCGCGGGCGUCACGACGGGCCACACGAUACUGGUUCUCGGCGCCGGGCCCAUUGGCCUCAUGACUAUGCUGUCUGCUAGAGCUAUGGGCGCUGCUAAAGUACUUAUCACUGACGUGUUACAAUCCCGGCUGGACUUCGCGAAGCAGAUGGGCGCGGACCACACCCUGUUGGUCGGCAAGGACUCGAACGAAGCAGACCUGGUGAAGAAGGUCCACGAAAUACUGGGCUGCCACCCUGACGUCUCCUUCGACGCUAGCGGCGUCGUGUCCACUGUCAGGCUUAGUUUGUUGGCCACGAAGUCGGGCGGCAAGGCGCUGAUGGUGGGCAUGGGCAGCCCGGAGGUGGCGGUGCCGCUGGCGGGCGCCGUCGCGCGGGAGGUCGACAUCCUCGGCAUCUUCCGAUACGUCAACGAAUACCCAAUCGCCCUGUCAAUGGUGGCGAGCGGGCAAGUGAACAUCAAGCCGCUGGUGACGCACCACUUCGACCUGGAGCAGACGCUGGAGGCUUACGAGACCGCGCGGCAGGGUCAGGGCAUCAAGGUCAUGAUCCAUGUCCAGCCCCGGAACACCAACAAUCCCGUCAAAUUCUAGCCUUUGGACGAAAAAUACAGUUGUAUGUGCGUACGAGGACAUUUAGAUUUAAAAUACAAUGAUCAAAAUGAACAAAAGAAUAUUUAAAAUCCACUACUGAAGCAAAUGUUGGAAAAUGGGUGUGCCUAUCAAGGACAUAAUAUAUACGUCCGACCUCGCGAAAUUGUAACCUUUACACUAGGGCCUGUUUCACCACUUUUUGAUAAACUAUUUAAAAAAUCUGCCUGAAGUUACAGUGAGCCCUAUCCCAAACCAAUUUGAAAACCAAUUUUUAUCUAUUUGAUAUGUGACAAGCAUGCACAUACUUUAUCAGUAAGCGGGGGAACAGGCCUUUAAAGUCAUAAAAUACCGUCACAAACGGAGAGGUCUUCUGACUAAGCACGGUUGCUCCACUCAAUUUUGACGUUAACUUUAACCUGCGCAAAACAAAGUAAAGUACGCCAUUUUGUUUUAUUGACAGUGGCGCACAGGAUUAUAUUAACGUCUAAGUUGACAGAAGCAAUCGAGCCUUAAAAUACUUAAAUAUGAAUACUUGAAAAGGGGAUAAUUUUGCAAAAUCUAGAUUAGGAUAGAAUUUCAAAUAUGGGUCUCAUCAUAUAGGUAUAUGGAGCAUCAAUGAGACUCUUUUAUAUACAUUACAGCAUUGGACAUAAAACAUAAUAAAUGAACUACUCUAGAAUUAAAUGUACAUAACAUUUAUGGUUAAUAAAUAAUAAUAUUGAAUUUACAUUUUAAUAUGUAAUAAAUCCUUUUUGUUAAUCCUUUUGUACAUACAGAGUAAAUAAGUAAUUAAUUCAUAGUCAAUAUAGACUUGAUAUUCGUGUAAAAACUAUUUUUGUAUUUUAUUUUUAAACUAAUAAUUUACAGGGAUUGAAUAAAAUUUUGUUUUGUAUCAAGUAAGACCAAUAUUUUAUUACGUUCACAAAAAAAAAUAAUAAACAGGAAUUGUAAAUAAACAAGUACAAAUAUA